CCUAGGAUUGGCGGUCUGCCAUCUUUGAUUGUGCGACAGGCCGCGGCGCGAGCGGGGCCUCACUCAACUAGUUUCAGCCGCUCAGUCUCACAAGACAACGGGGGAAAAAACAAAACGAAACGCCCGAGACGAGGGACAGAUAUAUACGGAUAAGCUGAUAUCGUCCAACGCACACAGGGCGCCCAAAGAGCGCAAAUAGAGAGUCACCAAGAUAGCUAAGUAAUAGGGCCCCGGCCACAGAGAAGCGCUAGCAAGUAGUAGGCUGCUAGCCGAGCUGCUAGCUUGCUAGCUUUUGUAAUCUGCCGGCCGUUCACACAACAAGGGAAGAGGGCCGAAACAAGCGCCUGGACCGGCUCGGAAAGGAGACAAGUUAGAGAAGGGACCGGCGGAGACAGGAGGCUGGUUCUGAGGGGCGAGGCCGGAGGAUCAGACUCAAUGAGUUUCCAGCGAAAUGUCCGAGAAGUCAGGGCAGAGCACCAAGGCAAAGGAUGGCAAGACCAAGUACGCAACCCUUAGCCUCUUCAACACCUACAAAGGCAAGUCACUGGAGACCCAGAAAACUGCAGUGGCUGCCAGACAUGGGCUCCAGAGUUUGGGCAAGGUUGCUGCCAGUCGGCGCAUGCCCCCUCCGGCCAACUUGCCCAGCCUGAAGGCGGAGAACAAGGGUAACGAUCCCAACGUCAACAUCGUGCCCAAGGACGGGAGCGGUUGGGCCUCGAGACAGGACCAGCCCGGCGACGAGCGGCAACAAGAGACCCCUCCACCCCAGCCCAAACAGGGGGCGCCUCAGCCACAGGAGGUGCCUGUGAGCACCAGUCGCUCCUGGGCCAGCAAUAAGCAGCCUGGGCCAGUAGACGGAGCCCCCCGGGUGAACAGUCAGUUCCACCAGGAGUUCCCCAGCCUGCAGGCAGCCGGGGAGUCGGACAAGCCGGGGGAGCAGCAGGAGGAGGAGCCGUACGGGCCCGGCCCCAGCCUGAGGCCACAGAAUGUCGGCAGUUGGCGCGAGGGCGGGGGCAGGAAUCUGAACACAGCACCCAGCCCCCCCGAGAUGGAAAGCAAGGUGGCGGAGGAGGGGGCGGAGCGCAGCACGCCCUCCCCCGGCACGGACGCGGACGAGCCCCGCAAACCCGCCGCCGAGGGCCGGGACAAGCGGGACCCCCGGGACCGGCUGGGGCAGCCCGGCCCGCCCGCCCCCGCCCCUGCCCCCGCAUCCGCACCCCAGCCCAAACUCAACGGGGGCCAGCAGCCUCCGGCCGGCGUGCCGCCUCAGUUCGCCCCCCAGUUCAGGGGCAUGAUGCCACCCUACAUGUUUCACGCCUACCCCAGGAUGCCGUUUCCGCCAGUGCCGGGGAGCUAUAGGUACCCCGCCCAACAGCAAGACGGAGCCAAGGGCCCCCGGGCUGCCAACAGGCCCUCACAGGGCCACUCACAGGCCUGGCUUCAGGACCCCGACCGGCCCUCCAUCAUCAGCGCUACGGAGCUGAAGGAGCUGGACAACCUGGACACAGAAGCUGACGAGGGCUGGGCAGGAGCCCAAAUGGAGGUUGACUACACGGAGAAACUGAACUUUAGUGACGAUGAGGAGAACCAGGCUGGAAAGGAGAAGGGAGAGAAUUGGGAGUGGAUGAGUAAGGUGGAGCGCAUGCGAGCCCGCAGCGCUGAGGGCUCGGAGGCCCGGAAGGAGGGCGCGGAGGAGCGAGGGGGGAGCAAAGACUGGGCGGACGGCGCCGACUCCAGAGCUCCCUCUGCUGGCGGGAGGGCGCAGUACGGCAAGCCCGGUCAGCCGGAUUACCAGGGACAACACGCAGGACGCGCCACGGCGACCGGGCCCCCUCGGGCGGGCAAGCCGGCCGCGGCUCCCCCCGCUGGAGAGGAGGACCUGGAAGCGUGGCGGCAGAAGCGCAAGACGCAGUCGGAGCCGUCGGAGGCCGUGGAGCGGGCGCGGAGGCGGCGCGAGGAGGAGGAGCGGCGCAUGGAGGUGCAGCGGCUGGCGGCCUGCGCCGAGAAGCUCAAGCGCCUCAACGAGAAGCUGCGCACUGCCGAGACCCGCGCCUCCCCCGUGCCGCCGGAGGAGCCCGCCGGACCGCCCCCCCCCCCGCCCGCGCCCGUCCCCGCGCAGGACCAGCCCGAGCCCAGCGAGCCGGAGGAGGACCAGCCGUCUGCGUCCCCGCAGCCCGACGUGGGGGAGAGCGGCGUGCGGGAGCAGCCUGGGGACGCGGAGGUGCCCGCGGAGGAGGAGAGCCCGGCCGAGCGCGCUCCAGUGAGAGACUGCUUCAGCGCGGAGGAGAACCGAGGAGCCGAGGAGCCCCCCGUGCCUCUGUCCCGUGUGGAGCCCUCCAGCCAAGAGGACGCCCCAACGCUGCCCUCGGAGGUGGAGGGAGAGCCAGGCGCUGCAGUUCGCCCCUCCCUCACCUCCGGGUAUUCCAAACAGUUUCAGAAGUCUCUUCCUCCUCGCUUCCUUCGACAGCAGGAGCAACUGAAGCAGCAGCAGCAGCAACAACAGCAGUGGCAGCAGCAACAGCAGCAGCAGCAACAACAGGGGGGCGCGGUCUCCCCGUCGGGGGCCCCGGGGCCGCCCCCUCAACAUCGCUCUCUGUAUCAGCCCCUGGGGCCGCACCCCCAGCAUCUGGCCUCUAUGGGCUUUGAUCCCCGCUGGCUGAUGAUGCAGUCCUACAUGGACCCCCGCAUGAUGUCCGGCCGGCCACCUUUGGACAUGCCGCCCAUGCACCCAGGGAGAAUACCUCCGAAGCAGCUGGUGCGCAGAGACCCUGCAGACAGCAGCGGCUCCGGCUCGGACUCCUUUGACCACCUGACCCGACCCAUCCGGGAGCACGGCCUCCCCAGCGAGCAGCGCAUGGUGUGGGGCUCCGAGCCCUAUCCCCCGACCGAACCCAUACCCUCAGUCACGCCCCCCAAAGGACGGGAUGAGACCAAGGAGCCCAGAAUGGACUCUGGGCUGGAGCUGGAGAGGCCCGUACCUGCCGCAUACCCGCAGGAGCACAGUCCGCUGGAGCCAAGGGGGAAGAGCGACUUCUUCCGGGACUCGUCCGAACCGCUGUCUGCCUUCGGCUGCGGUCCGGAGGAGGCCCCCGGCCUGCUGCAGCCCGACAGAGGCCCCGCGGGGUCGGUGUUUGAGCCCCAGGAGGCCAGUCUGCCCUGCGGGGAGGAGGCGGAGACCCUGGGCCACUCGCUGCUGAAGAGGAGCAUCUCGCAGGGGUCCAGCCACUCGCUCAAACUGGAGGAGCCGCGCUUCGACGGCGUCCCCGCCGCCCCCAAGACCCAGGAGCUCCCCGACCCCGCGGAGCCGGCGGAGGACAAGGCCCGCAGUGAGCCCUUCCCCCAGGGCCUGCCGGGCGCCAACAGGGCCACCCCGCCCGCGGAGGUCACGCACAAAGCGGACAAGCUGCCCUCGCUGGCCGCCAACAAGCAGAAGGCGGACAUGCGCUGGGGCCAGCGGCUGGGGGCCGGGCGUCGGGACGGCCCGGCCGGGGACAGGCCCGUGCGCAGGUCGGGGCCCAUCAAGAAGCCGGUCCUGCGGGACAUGAAAGAGGAGCGCGAGCAGAGGAAGGAGAAGGAGGAGCGCCACGAGCGCGGGGAGCGCGGGGAUCGCGUCAAAAAGGAGGUCGCCGUCAAGGCCCCCUCGGCUGCAGCUGCCCUCAUGGAGGGUCAGAAACCCCCCGGCGAGGUUAAGAGGGAGCAGGCUGCCGCCCCCGAUCUGGGAGACUCCUCGAGCAGCAGCUCAGGUAAGCCCAGAGGGCCGCAGGUGCCCGCAGGUACGCAGGGUCCGGCCCCCCAGGAGGACAAACAGGACAAGUCCCUGGCAGCGGACAAGCAUCCCGAACCCAAACCGGCAUCUCGCAAAGAGUCCAGCCUGCCUCCCCGGGCAUAUCGGAGGGAGGAGCGCGAGAGGGACCGGGAGCGGGACCGGGAGAGGGACCGGGAGAGGGAGAGAGAGAGGGAACGCGAGAAAGAGAGGGAGAAGGACUGGCCCGUCGACCCGAGCCACAGGGGCCGCGGCCGAGGAGAGUACUACUCCCGAGGGCGCAGCUACCGCGGGAGCUACGGCGGGCGGGGCAGGGGCAGCCGGGGCCGCAGCCGCGGGGACUACCCCUACCGGGAGCCGCGCUCGCGCUCCGACCUGCCGCUGUCCGCCGCGGGGGGCGCGGGCUUCCGCUGCCGCGAGGAGAGCGAGACGCGCAGCGAGAGCUCCGACUUCGAGGUGCUGCCCAAGCGCCGGCGCCGCCGCGGCUCCGACACCGACUCGGAGAGCGAGGGCCGCGAGUCGGCCAGCGACACGGGCGCCUCGGACCGCGAGCCCAGCGCCAAGCCCAGCCGCCCGCUCCGCCGCGAGCUGCCCGAGGCGCGCCGCGGCCCCAGACCGGGCGGGGCCCCGUCCUUCGGCCCCCCCCACGCUCCGGACAAGCCCGGCUCCCGCGAGGACGAAGGCCGGCCCAAGCCCGGCUUCCUGCCCAAGGGAGAGCCCUCGAGACGGGGCCGGGGGGGCCUGUACAGCCGCAGAGGGGCCGGCAGGGAGCGGGGCGGGCCCAGGUCGGUCCCCCUGCGGAGGGCGGGGAUGAGGGAGUCCUCGCAGUGGCCCUCCAAGCCCAUGGAGACCUUCCGCCCCGAGGAGGCGGACACCUCCAGGUUCGACAACCCCGGCCUGGACAGGCGGCCGCCCAAGUACGACGGGAGGAAGUUUGGGGAAGCCGGGCCCGGCAGCCGAGAGCGACCCCGCCGGCCUCGCCCCGCCCGCCCCCCCAGGCAGGACAAGCCCCCCCGCUUCCGCAGGCUAAAGGAGCGGGAGGCUGCCGUGAUGGCCAGCGAAGCUGCCUCGGAGACCCCCGCCCCGGACUCCGCCUCCCCGACCCUGUCCAAGGCUUCGGGGUGUGCGCCGCCCUCGUCCGAGGGGGCCGCCCCCGAGCCGGCGCCGGCCGCGGGGGCGGUCCCGUCCGACGUGGGGCCCACCGCCGUCGUCGCCGCGGGGAGCAAAUCGCCCGACCUUUCCAACCAGAACUCGUCGGACCAGGCCAACGAGGAGUGGGAGACCGCCUCGGAGAGCAGCGACUUCAACGAGCGGAGGGAGCGCGAGGAGAGGAAGGAGGCGCUGGAGUCCGCGAGCGUUGCCUCCGCCGCCGCCGCCGCGCAGCCCCCCCAGGGCGCCGGCGCCCCGAGCAAGGCCGCCGGGGAGGGGGGGCUCACGCCCAAACGCGAGGCCGCAGCCGCUGCCGCCGCCGCCAAGCGGAGCUUCUCCAGCCAGCGGCCCGUGGACCGGCAGAACCGGCGGGGCAACAGCGGGCCCAAAUCCAGCCGGGGAUACGCGGGCGGAAAGGGGGAGCGCAGGGGGGGGUCUGGAGCCAAGGCCGGCCGCAGAGGGCCGCUCGAGGAGCUGGCCCAGGAACUGACCGGUGUCGAUCCAACCAGCAGUGCCGCCCAGAACUCUGACGGCCACGGGGGCGCAGGCCAGCGACCCGCCAAGGACUCCGCCUCCCGCCGCAAAGAGGACGCCAAGCAGGCCGCCAAGAAGCCCAAGGAGAAGGCCGACGCGCUGUCCCAGUUCGACCUCAACAACUACGCCAGUGUGGUGAUCAUCGACGACCACCCGGAGGUCACGACCCUGGAGGACCCCCAGUCCAGCGCCAACGACGACGGCUUCACGGAAGUGGUGUCGCGCAAGCAGCAGAAGCGCCUGCAGGACGAAGAAAGGAGGAAGAAGGAGGAGCAGACUGUGCAGAACUGGAGUAAGAAAGGCUCUGGUGAAAAAGGAAGAGGUGGGGGUUCCAAGCUGCCUCCUCGAUUUGCCAAGAAGCAGCAGCAGCAGCAGCAGCAGCAGCAGCAACAACAACAACAGCAGCAGCAACAACAACAACAACAGCAGCAGCAGCAACAACAACAACAGCAACAACAACAGCAGCAGCAACAGGCGAUUGCAUCUUCCCAGGCCGCCCACCUGGCCCCUGCCCAGCCAGCAGGCCAGCCCCAAGCUCAGCCGCAGCCCCAGCCUCAGCCUCAGGAGGGCGCUGUGGCGCUGCCCGGCGCCGUGGACUUCACCGGGAAGAGCCUCGCCGCGGGGCCGGCCCACGGCAGCCUGGGCACCGAGCUGUGGGACAACAAGGUGGCGGGGUCGGCCGUCCUCCCCGACAUGAAGAAACUGGGACCCAUCAGCCCGCCCCAGCCCCCGUCCGUCAGCGCCUGGAACAAGCCUCUGACGUCGUUCACCGGCACGGUCACGCCCGAGGGGGUGAAGUCCGGUGCGGAGGUGGGCGUGGAGCUGGGCAUGGACAGCAUCCAGUUCGGGGCGCCCUCGUCGGCGGGCAGCACGGACAGCGACGGCGUGCCCGCCAUGCUGGAGAAGGGUUCCGACAACAAGCUGCCCGAACCCAAAGAGCAGCGGCAGAAGCAGCCCCGCGCCGGGCCCAUUAAGGCCCAGAAGCUUCCGGAGCUCAGUCCCCCGGAGGCCAAGGAGUACAAGCCGGGCCCCAUCGGGAAGGAGCGCUCCCUGAAGAACCGCAAGGCCAAGGACGGCCGGCAGUCGGAGGGCGAGGGGCCCGACAAGGGCGGCCCCGGGGGCGGCCGCGGGGCCGACUCGGGCUCCCCCACCAAGGACGGCAAGGUCCCCGAAAUGGGGGGCGACAUUGAGGGCAUGAUCACCGCCCCGUCCGUGGAGUACGGGAGCGUGUCCAAGGAAUCCGUGACAGACUACACCACCCCGUCUUCAUCACUGGCUGACAGCGUCCCCACCGGCGUGAGCAAGAUGGAGGAGAGCCUGGUAGCAAAUGUGGCCCUGCCCCACACCCUCCCGCUGCCCCGCAGAGAGGCCCUGCAGCAGAGCUCCGCCCUCACCACCGUCUCCCCGGCGACCGUGGAUCUCACUCUGAAGAUGGAGUCGGCGCGUAAGGCGUGGGAGAACUCGCCCAGCCUGGGGGAGAAGAGCUCGCCCGUCACCUCCUCGGCCUCGCCCAUCACCAGCGGCAGCGGGGGAGGCAGCGCCUCCUACAGCUCCUUCUCCAGCGCCUCCAUGCCGCAGAUACCCGUGGCCUCGGUCACCCCCAGCACCUCCCUCUCAGGCUCUGGGACCUACACCACGUCCUCUCUGAGCACGAAGACCACCUCCGCGUCCGACCCCCCGAACAUCUGCAAGGUGAAGCCGCAGCAGCUGCAGGGCGGGGGCGUGUCGGGGGGCUUCUCCCAGCUGGGCUGCGUGCCCUCCCUGCUCCCCCAGCAGCAGACGCCCCAGGUCUUCGUGUCCCAGUCCGCAGCUGCAGCAGGCUCUGCGGCCCAGAUUCCUGCCUUCUACAUGGACACCAGUCACCUGUUCAGCCCGGCGCACCCCCGCCUGGCCCCCCCGUCUCUGGCUCAGCAGCAGGGCUUCCAGCCCGGCCUCUCUCAGCCGACGGCGGUGCAGCAGAUCCCCAUCCCCAUCUACGCGCCUCUGCAGGGGCAGCACCAACAUCAGCACCAACACCAACAUCAACAUCAGCACCAACACCAACACCAACAUCAGCAUCAGCACCAACACCAACACCAGGCCCAGCUGGGCCUGAGCACCGGCCCCCCGGUGUCCCAGCCACAGGACCUGUUCAGCUCCUCCCUGCAGCCCUACAGGUCCCAGCAGGCCUUCAUGCAGAACAGCCUGUCGCAGUCUCCCAUGAUGCUGUCGGGCACGACGCUGCACAGCUACCCGGGCGUGCAGCCCCCCGAGCUGGCCAAGCCGCAGUCCAGCCUGGCCUACCAGCAGACCUCCAGCGCCCAGCACAUCCCCAUCCUGUUCGAGCCCCAGCUCAACCAGCCGUCGGGCCUGGGCGGCUCCCAGCUCAUCGACACGCACAUCCUGCAGGCGCGGCAGGGGCUGAGUCAGCACUCGAACCUGUACUCCGGACAGGUGCAGCAGCACGGACAGAGCAGCUACUACAGCUCCACGCAGUCCCCCAGCUCGGCCCUGCAGCAGGUGACUGUGCCUCUCCCCGGCUCCCAGCUCUCCAUGCCAAAUUUCGGGUCGGCGGGAGGCCAGCCUCUGCUCGCCCUGCCCCAGUCGCUGCCUCCCACUCCGCCCCAGGCGCAGCCCCAGAGCCUGAGCCGCCAGCCCCCCAUCAGCCAGCCCUUCCGCGGGCUCAUGGGUCAGAGCGGGCACAGCAUGAUGCAGCCCUCCAGCAAGAUGUGUGAGAUGGAUUUGAAGCUGUUUGGCAGUGGGAUGGAUAUGAAGCCUGGGACUCCCCCAGUGAGCGCUCGGAGCACCACCCCCACCUCCAGCCCCUUCAGAGCGAGCUCCACCAGCCCCAGCAGCCAGAGCAGUAAGAUGAAUAGCAUGCUGUACCAGAAGCAGUUCCAGUCGGGCUCCGCAGGCAUGCGCAUUCCUCAGCACUACGCCGGGCAGUUCACCCCGCAGAUGCUGUCUCAGCCCAGCCUGGUCUCCCCGCUGGUUCGCCCGCCCCACUCCAGCUCGUUUCCGGGAGGGGUGCAGAGGACUCCGCUGGGCCCCCCCAUGUCCCCCUCCCUCGGUGCCGGGCUCAUGCCCCACCCCAGGCCUCAGCACCCGCCCCGUGGCCCCCCGGGGCCCUCCAUGGGCCCUCGGGGUACGCACGCUGCACUGAAGGCAGAGCAGGACCUGAAGGCUAAGCAGCGUGCCGAGGUGCUGCAGUCCACCCACAAGUUCUUCUCCGAGCAGCAGCAGCAGCAGCUCAAGGCCCCGGUCAGCAAGCCGGGGCGGGUGGACGGAGGGGGGAAGGGGGUCGACAGCGUGGCCCCCAACCACCAGGGGGGGCCGCCAGGGGGCUCGGAAGCAGAGAAGCCCCCCUCCCUCGCCGGGCCCAAGCCCAUACGGACCGGCCCCAUCAAGCCCCAGUCCAUCAAGCCUGAGGAGAGCAAGUAGAGAGAAACCCCCCCACCCCCUAACCC
Molecule: messenger RNA, 8892 nt
Organism: Anguilla anguilla (European eel)
Lineage: Eukaryota; Metazoa; Chordata; Actinopteri; Anguilliformes; Anguillidae
Gene: prrc2c
Product: proline-rich coiled-coil 2C
Biological process (GO): cell differentiation
Source: RefSeq, a predicted model, not a curated record